This is a messenger RNA of Camponotus floridanus (Florida carpenter ant), 787 nucleotides long. It is a transcript of the gene Arpc3A, whose product is annotated as actin-related protein 2/3 complex subunit 3. Gene Ontology annotation, biological process: Arp2/3 complex-mediated actin nucleation; regulation of actin filament polymerization. NCBI's taxonomy places the organism in Eukaryota, Metazoa, Arthropoda, Insecta, Hymenoptera, Formicidae. The coding region runs from base 199 to 732 and encodes 177 amino acids. Gene Ontology annotation, cellular component: Arp2/3 protein complex; cytoskeleton. Gene Ontology annotation, molecular function: actin filament binding. The record is from RefSeq and is a predicted model, not a curated record. The transcript has 4 exons.
UAUGCUGUAGAAGAGCAGCCUAAUGUAAUACAUCCAUAAAUAUCAUAUGGUAAAGCGAGAAGCGAGAUCUGGCCAUCUAGGAAUUGCUUAUCAGUGCUUGCUGUUCAGUAGUGACGUAUCGCAGAAUGUCACACUGAUGUAUCAUCCAUAGACGAAACUAACUUUUAGAAAAUCAGUUAUUGUAUUAUCUCUCUCAUCAUGCCUGCGUAUCAUUCGAGCUUUACAAAAAAUCAUGGCACAAUUGGAAACAUGGCACUGUUACCAAUCAAGACCACAUUCAGAGGCCCUGCACCUCCUUUUAACAACAAAGAACAGGAUAUAAUUGAUGAAGCAUUAUAUUUCUUUAAAGCAAAUGUAUUCUUUAGGACAUAUGAGAUUAAGAGCGAGGCUGAUAGAGUUUUAAUCUAUAUCACUCUGUUUAUUACCGAAUGCUUAAAGAAGUUACAAAAAUGUGCAACGCAACCACAAGCUAUGAAUGAAAUGUUUUCCCUUGCUAUCUCCAAAUUUGAUAUACCUGGUGAUUCUGGUUUUCCCUUGAAUUCUGUAUAUGCUAAACCAACUAGUCCUACUGAAGCAGAUCUUAUGAGACAGUAUCUUCAUCAAAUCAGACAAGAAACAGCUGUUAGGAUUGUUGAAAAAGUAUAUGGUGAGGAUGGAAAACCAAGUAAAUGGUGGCUCUGUUUUGCGAAAAAGAAGUUUAUGGACAAAUCAUUAUCUGGACCUGGACAAUGAAUUAUUAUAUUGUUUUAAAAAAUGCGCGCGUAUAAUCGAAAAAUAAAAAAAUCUC